AUGCGUGUUUUCACUACGGAAACGGGGCACAGCGCAGCAGCCGCCAGCGAUCGCGAAACCACCGCCGCCAUAAACUCGCCUAAUAAGCUCAGGCUGUUUCAUAUGGACGCACAAAGAUCUCGCGAGAGGUUCGCGCGGCUGUUGGCGGGGGACGCGGAUGGCGCGCAGCAGCUCGGCGCGCAGCUGCAGGGGGCGAGUCUGGAGUCAUCCAGGGACGGCAAUGACAGCACAGAUCCGCUGCUGCUGGCCAUGCUGACGUGGCAUGAAGACAUCACGUACGCGCUCUGCUCGUACCCUGACGAGCUAUGUCAGCAGCAUACCACGCCAGGUGCAGCGGCAGCAGCAGCAGCAGGAGCAGCAGCAGCCGCAACAGAUGGUGCGGCGAUAGAGGGAAAUGCCGAGGCUGGGAAUGCAGAGGCUGGGAACACGGAGGAAGCAGGGGUGGCAAGCAAAGCAGGAGGCGAAGCGGGCCACCAGGGUUCGAUUCCUGCCGCUGUCAAAGCAGCAGUGCUGGCAGAACUCUCUAGUAACGGGUAUCCCAAGGCAUUUCAGGCGCUUGUGUCUGAGGGUCAGGGGUUGGUGCAGCAGGCGCGGGGGAAAUUUGGGGAGCGGGCGGAGGGGGAAAGUCCGGGGGAGGGGGAAGGAGCAGGGGAAGGGGAGCGGGGGGGGAAGCUGCUGGGGGAAGGGGAAUGGCGGGGGGAGAUGGCGCUUCCGCUGCUGGAUAUGUUUGGAACGGUGCAUAGGCUGAAGGGGAAGGUGGCGGAGUGGGUGGGGGGAUGCGAGCGGGUGGCGGAAACCGGGAAGGGAAGCGGGGAGGCGAGUGGGGAAACGAGUGGGGAAGCGAGUGGGGAGGCGAGCGAGGGUGCGGGGGCGGGGGCGGGGGAGGGGGAGGCGGUGGGGGAGGGGGAGCGGGCGUGGGAGCAGUUGGAGGAGGAGGUAGCAGUGGCAGCCAUGGCUGCGCUGCAAGCGGGCAGGGAUGACAUAAUGGCGGAGAUCAGAGCCGUGGCGGCGGAAUGCACGCAGCUGCAAGCUGUGGCGGGCGGCUUCAAGCAAGCAGCCACCCUGCGCCGGCAGUACAGCAAGGGGGGCGGUAAGCCUGCAGGAGCGAAGAGCGGGAAGGCAGGCGGGGCAGUGAGCGCGGGGGCGGACCCGCUGACUGUCUUUGUGGUGGACCGCAUUCGGCAGUUCUCCAGCUGGGACACCAAGCACGCGCUGCUAGGAGCACACAGCAUCACCUCCUUCCCCUCCUCUGCUUCUUCUUCCAAGCGCACCUCUCUCAAGCGCCUCACCAGCACGCCAGCUAAGGCUGCUCUUGUGGCGGCUGCUGUGGCGGAUUCGGGGGAUGGGGCGGAUGUGGGGAAGAAGAAGGAGGAGGAGAAGCCGAAGAAGAGGAGCGGGUUCUUUGGGUUCGGGUCGAAGGAGAAGGGGGAUGGAGGUGGGGGUAAAGGGGCGAAGGUUCCGGUUCAGGAGAUUCUGCGAGGGCUUUAUCUCUUCAACAACGCGGCCUACAUCCAAUCCCUGUUCCCUGACCUGCGUAUGUCAAAGGAAUUCCGGCAGCUUGCAGACACGCAGAUGAACCGCUUCCUGGACGUGCUGCUCAAAGAUGUGAGCGAUGAUGUCGUCCAUAGGAGCACCACCACCAACAUUUCUGCAGCCGAGUUCCAGAAAAGGCUUGAUGCAUUCAAUGUAGCGUUUGAAGAGCUCUGUUUCAACAUGCGCCGAUUCCACGUGCACGACUCAGUGGCACGUACGCAGAUCCGAGGCGUGUGUCACGAGCGAAUCCUCUCCACCUACAAGGAGUUCCUCAUGCCCUUCAGGGAGGACUUAGUGGGCUUCCCAGAGUACCGCUGGUCUGUCAGCAGUGCCAAGCGAGUCAUGCAGAAUUUUUUCAUAUAG
Molecule: messenger RNA, 1896 nt
Organism: Closterium sp. Yama58-4
Lineage: Eukaryota; Viridiplantae; Streptophyta; Zygnematophyceae; Desmidiales; Closteriaceae
Source: the annotation of a GenBank genome assembly